Notolabrus celidotus (New Zealand spotty) is the source of this 1090-nucleotide messenger RNA. It is a transcript of the gene urm1, whose product is annotated as ubiquitin related modifier 1. The record is from RefSeq and is a predicted model, not a curated record. Gene Ontology annotation, biological process: protein urmylation; tRNA thio-modification. Lineage: Eukaryota; Metazoa; Chordata; Actinopteri; Labriformes; Labridae. The transcript is spliced from 5 exons. Gene Ontology annotation, molecular function: protein tag activity. Gene Ontology annotation, cellular component: nucleus; cytoplasm. The coding region runs from base 66 to 371 and encodes 101 amino acids.
CAAAACGUAUCCAAAUACGUCACUUCCGCCUUACCCCUCCUUUACUUCCUGCAUGUGCCGACAACAUGGCAGCGCCCAUAAACAUUCACUUGGAGUUUGGUGGUGGAGCAGAGCUUCUGUUUGAUGGUGUGAAGAAACAUCAUGUGACUCUACCCAUCCAAUCAGAACCCUGGGAUGUGAAGCACCUGCUGGUCUGGAUCCAACGGAACCUCCUGAAGGAACGGCCGGAGCCUCUUGUCCAGGGUGACUCUGUGAGACCUGGGAUUCUGGUGCUUAUCAAUGAUGCAGACUGGGAGCUAAUGGGGGAGCUGGAUUACCAGCUACAAGACCAAGACAACGUGGUAUUUAUUUCUACCCUUCAUGGAGGAUAAAAUGAAUUGAGGAAAACAAACAUCUCUGUAAAGCCUUUCUCUUCACAUCCUCUUCCUCUUUAUCCCCCCACAUCUCAACAAUGAGUCACCCUAUUGGACACUGCCUGCACCGUGACAUCUGCGGUGAUUGAUGUUGGUCCACAGGAAUGAGUGGAAAUUCAGAGAUGGUUACCAAGAAAAAUGGGAAAACGAAGAGACAGGAAUUCUGUGGACUUUUGUGAAUAUACUGACAUUUUUUAUGUAAAUGAUAGUGGACAUGUUUAAAAGGCAAACACGCAAAGCUCUGGUUGUACUGGUCACCUCACAGGUGUGUGUGUGUGUGUGUUAAUACCCACAUUUGGUGUGUAAACCUUAAUCUUAAUCUUAAUCUUCUGCAUUUGCUAUUCCACCAUGACUGGUGAGGUGAAUAUAACCUUAUCUGAGGACCUACCUUAGAUCAUAAAAAUAAUUGAUAAAAAGUUGACACCCUUCAUAGUUAGCUUUUUAUACAAACAAAUUGUUGAAAACACACUCUUUCAUGGUUAUAAGCAGUAAUACGGACAUUAUACGUCAUAAGUGUUGUAUUUUUCAAAUAUAACACCUUCCCCUUUAGAGACAUAUUUUUAAGGAUUACUACUGGGAUGAAGUCUUUCAUUAUCAAUUCAUUAUCCAGCAGACAGUUGUGGCUGCUUCACGUGUACAUUGAAGUUAACCACUAAUUAAAGAACUAAUAAUCUGUG